GAACAAUCUCACCACUUCAUCCAUCGCCACUCAACCGAUUCAGAUUCAAAAAUCAUCUCCUGAGAACGAACACUCUUCAUCACACACACCCCAAAAAAGCUAACAACAAAUAAUGGCGGCGGAUCCAAACCCUAAAAAGUUCCCCGUCCUCUCCUACGUCUUAGCCCGCCUCCCUACUUUCACCUCCCCCAAAUCCUCCUCCCCUUCAUCCUCCUCCGUCCCCGCCUUCGAUGUCGAGCAGCCACAACCCUCCUCAAUCGAGAUCGUCACACAGAUGCCUCACUUAACGGAGCCAGGCGUCCUCGCGUCGAUGACCAAAGCCAUCACCGACGUCGCCGAGACCCGAUCCAUCCUCCGAACCCUAGGUCCCCGACCCGAUCACGAGUCCGUCGACAAGGCGCGUGCCAAGCUUUCCGAGAUCGAGGGGAGGUUUUCGGAGUCGUUUGAGGACAUCGCGUUGAACGAAGGAGCGGGGAAGGACGAGAUUGAGAAGAGGAGGGAGGAGAUGGAUCAGGAGAAGACUUGGUGUGAGUCGGUUUUGAAGCUGGAUGAGGUUCAUGGUGCGUAUGAGAAGAUGUUGAGUGAGGCGGAGGAGAGGUUGGUUAGGAUUUAUGAGUUUGCUGAGAAGAAGAAGAAGGCGGAGGAAGGGGAGGGUGAAGGGGAGGGGGAGGGUGUGGUGGAGGAGGUUAAUGAGGAGGUUGUGGGGAUAUUGAAGGAGGCGAUGGGGAAUACGGUGGAGAGGGUUGAUUUGUCUGGGAGGAAGUUGAGUUUGUUACCUGAGGCGUUUGGUAGGAUUCAAGGGUUGCUUGUUCUUAAUCUUUCCAAUAAUCAGCUUAAGGCUAUUCCUGAUUCAAUAGCAGGACUGCAUGGUCUUGUUGAAUUAGAUGUCUCCGGGAAUCUUCUGGAGACAUUACCAGAUUCUAUCGGUCUACUGUCCAAACUGAAGAUUCUGAAUGUCUCGACUAACUCGCUCACCUCCUUGCCUGAUUCCAUCUGCCGUUGCGGGUCGUUGGUUGUGUUGGACGUGAGCUUCAACCGACUCACCUACUUACCAACCAACAUCGGAUUCGAGCUAGUGAAUCUAGAAAAGCUCAUGAUCCAAUACAACAAGAUCCGUUCCUUGCCGAGCAGUAUAGGCGAGAUGAGAUCCCUAACAUACCUCGACGCCCACUUCAACGAACUUCACGGCCUUCCUGACUCUUUCGUCUUGCUCACAAACCUAGAGUACUUAAACCUAAGCAGUAACUUCAGCGACCUCAAGGAUCUCCCUGCCUCAUUCGGCGACCUCAUUAGCCUCCAGAAACUGGACUUGAGUAACAACCAAAUCCACUCCCUCCCCGACACUUUUGGCACUCUCGAGAGCCUGGUGGAACUGAAUGUGGACCAGAACCCGCUCGUGGUUCCACCGAAGGAAGUGGUGAAUGAAGGUGUGGAGGCUGUGAAGUUGUAUAUGGGUCAGAGAAGGAUCGCUAUGUUGGAAGAAGAAGAGAGGAAGAGAUUGGAGGAGGAGAUGGAGCAGGCGAACGCAGGGUGGCUCACAAGAACCACCUCGAAGCUGAAAAGUUAUGUCUCGGAUGUUUCUGAGUAUCUCAAUCCGACUUCUCCUCGAGACCCUUACCUUGAGAGGGAACUAUGAAUGUGACUUUGGCUUGAAGAAACAAUGGUUUCUGCUCUCCUUUUGGCUGGUUUUGUCUCAUAUUGUCUCUUCUCAAUCAGAGUAUAUAAUGAAGGGUUCUCUCUUCGUUACGUUUGUGAUUCUUCUUUUUUUUUGUGAUGGGUUAUGCCUGUCAUUAUACUUAGGUUCAUUCUCAAGACGAACCUUUUUGGAUUUUGCCGGUUUUAAAGAAAAAAAAAACUAAUGUUUUGUGGGGGUAAUAAAAGCUCAAAGGAGUCUAACUGAGUUUUGUGUUUGAGCUUUGUGUAUCUCUUUUCUGGUUGCUUUCCUUUGUUUGAUAAUUGCAUCAGACUAUGAGUUAAUGCUGUAUGACUAAUUUAAUAUGUGAGAAACAUGCAACGAUCUACCUCU
Eruca vesicaria subsp. sativa (arugula) is the source of this 2026-nucleotide messenger RNA. NCBI's taxonomy places the organism in Eukaryota, Viridiplantae, Streptophyta, Magnoliopsida, Brassicales, Brassicaceae. The record is from the annotation of a GenBank genome assembly.